Molecule: messenger RNA, 843 nt
Organism: Carassius carassius (crucian carp)
Lineage: Eukaryota; Metazoa; Chordata; Actinopteri; Cypriniformes; Cyprinidae
Product: transcription factor HES-2-like
Exons: 4
Coding region: 1-813 (270 amino acids)
Biological process (GO): regulation of transcription by RNA polymerase II; anterior/posterior pattern specification; regulation of neurogenesis
Cellular component (GO): nucleus
Molecular function (GO): protein dimerization activity; RNA polymerase II cis-regulatory region sequence-specific DNA binding; DNA-binding transcription factor activity, RNA polymerase II-specific
Source: RefSeq, a predicted model, not a curated record
AUGACGAAGACAGGAGACAUCAAAAGAUUAAAGCCUGUAAUAGAGAAGAAGAGAAGGGAUCGAAUCAACCAUAACCUAGAAGCAUUAAGAGAUCUGCUUUUCAAGAACACUGCAGACACACAUUUACAAAAUCCUAAACUGGAAAAAGCAGAGAUUUUAGACCUUGCGGUUCAAUACAUCAAAAAGACCACAAGAAAAACCGAGGUGAAAUCUAAUCAAAUGGAUUCCAAUGCCACUCAGAACCAGUCUUUUGUGUCUGCUUCUGUAGGCCCCACCAGUGACCUCUGUGUAUCAGACUUCUAUGGGAGGUUUAAAUCAUUUGAGCAGAAAGAGGUUCUUAAAAAGAAAGAGGUUCUGAAACUCAGGGUCAGUCUAACUGCUGUUUCCAAAGCAGUAAGUGAACCAGUGGCCCAGACAGACUCCCUUCUAUCACCAUCAGACCAGCACUACCACCAGGAACUUCUCUUACACCCUGAAUCAUCUUUGUAUGGCUCUAAACUUUUGCGUCAAUCUACUUCUCCCCCUUGUUCAUUAUCAUCGGAAUGUAGUUCCCUGCCAUCAUCUCCCACUUUUACAAGCUUAUCCUCCUCUCUCUCGCCUCCAUAUCUUUCCGGGCCUUGUCUCCUACCUGCUCCUCUUGAUUCAGUGUUUUCUCUUAUAACACCAUUUUCACUCCAUAGGCCUGUUAUUGAGCAUCAGCCCAUUCUGCCUAACUUGGCUAGAGAUUUUACCCCACUACAGUCUCCCAUACUGGCUCUAAGACCAGAACGCUUUUCUCUUCCAACCCAGACCAUAUGGAGACCAUGGAGCUGAACUCUUACCAUGGUGUGAUUCCUUUUACUU